Messenger RNA from Cheilinus undulatus (humphead wrasse), 3586 nucleotides. RefSeq lists its product as uncharacterized. The record is from RefSeq and is a predicted model, not a curated record. The transcript has 2 exons. The coding region runs from base 340 to 1155 and encodes 271 amino acids. NCBI's taxonomy places the organism in Eukaryota, Metazoa, Chordata, Actinopteri, Labriformes, Labridae.
AACACGGGCUGCAGAGGCGCACAAGCAGCGAAGAGACACGGAGGCAGAGAUCAGCUUUGCACCACUUUAAGUUGCAUUUUUUUUUUUGUAACAGAAAUCUUCAUUUUGGGUUCCGCAGUACCAGCUGUUGCGCUGCUCACAGUAAAGCAGAAGACAAAUAACCGUCCUAAUCUGAGGAGGAAUUAAGUGAAAGGCUGGAUUUAAUCGAGAAUUAAAGUGUUGGAGAGGAACCACGGAGAAGUGGGAGGAAUAACGCAACUCGAGGUUAUUUAUUUUGAUAAUGCCGAGGAGGCAGUUUCGGCUCCGGAUUUACGUCCAAAACAAGUCUGAAGCCAGAGGAUGACAGCAGCCAGCCCCGUCUGCAGCCCCGCCUCCUCCCACUCUUCCCACUCUUCCCCCACCUGCCUCCCAGCAUGCCACAGACACCUGAGGAAAGGCAAAUCCCUCCAGACCAAACUUCACCUGCGCUCAGCCCCUGGUGUGUGGCUCCUGCUGGGUGUGGCUGUGGUUUUGGUGGGGAUGGCAGUCGCAGUGGCGGGGUACGUUUCUGCAGCUCCAAAGCCCGUGGGUGGCCGAGGCAGCACCCAUGUCGAAAGGAUGAAGCUGGCUGGACCUGUGGUUAUGGGAGUAGGCCUGUUUAUCUUCAUCUGUGCUGCCACGCUGCUUUACGAGAACAGGGACCGCGAAGUCCUCAGACGAGAGAUACCUGACGACCUAGAGGAUCUGAAGGGAGGAAACGGCUGGGAGGAUCUGCAGGAGCCGCCAAGUUUCAGCUGCCAGGAGCAGUGGGAAUGUGGAGAUGGAGAGCAGGGGUGCUGGGCCACUCCAGCCCACACACGCCCCCUCUUAGACCAGAACUGUGGUCCUCUUGUUCUUCCUCCUCCCUUUGGCCGGAACAGAAACAACAUCAGCAGCAGACCAUCUCCGCCGCCUCCUUCAGACGCAGGAGGCAGAGAUAAAGACGAAUACAGGGAGGAGGAGAAGGAAGGAAGAUCGAUGCUGCUGGCUCGAGUUCUGCACCACCAGGAACCGACUCCUCACCCUCCCUCCCCCUGCCUGUCCAUCUCCCACUCCUCUGUCUACUCAGACUCCUGCAACUCCAGUGAAAUCAACUUCAACAUACGGACAGGCUCUCCUCUGCCACCUCAACACUGAACCUCCUACUGGUUCAACUCUCAUUAAAAAUGCAUGAUGAGAUACAUUGGUUUCACAUGCAGGCGUUGAACUAAAGACAAGGCUUUGUUGGUAUGUUUUAGUGCCUCUGAGUGGCGCAGUGGCUCUGAGUCACAUUCUGUGAGGGGCUUUUUUGUCCUACAUCUUUUUCUGACUCACCCACGUUUGAAAGAUCCGAGCUAUGCUGUUUGAUGUCAACUAAACCCAUCUUGUUGUCUUUGAACUCACCCUUUCCCAAAAUCCCAAAAACCACUGCCUCUUUGACCAUAUUAGGACGUGGGGAGGAUUGCUGAGAACUUAGUUGGGUGCCAUACUGGGAGAGGAACACACUUAGACUACUCCCCCCUUUUCAGUGAUAAAGCACCUACAUUUCCCCACUGAAAAGAUUUGGUAAGAGGAUGAGCCAGAUUAAGUCUCAAUUGAGUCUUUAUCUAAUCUCACACAUAAUGUAAUCUAGUCUUUAUCCGAGCAAAUUGGGUCUCGGAAUAAACAACAGGAGCACAAAAGGACACACUGCACUCACUCCACACCUACAGCCACUCUAUAAAUACCAGCUGGUGCUCUGAACGCACGCAAUGUGGACUUGAGUUCUCAGUUUUGUUGCUGUAAUUGAGCAUUUUUGUUGUAAAUUCAAAUAGUCAGCUGCUCAUUUUCUCCCCUUUUUUAAGACGAGAUCUUCAAGAAUUUCAAUCAGAUUGUUGAUACAAAGAAAAGAGCAAUGGCAUGAGGGGAAAAAGCAGCAAAAUCUGGUGAGGCAGUUAUGAGUUAUUCCUGACGCAGCGUAACUGAGAAAAACGGCCCUGUGAAUCGUGUAACUGAAGCCUCACUCUCCCACCAUCCCGACCUUUCAUCUCCUCUCGCUUCAUCAUCCGAGUCCUACGCUUUUAUUCAAAUACUCCAUCCUCCAUCAUCUCAAUCCCUCAGCUUGAAUAAAACAAAACAAAACAAAACAAAACAAAACAAAACAGAGCAGAACAAUGUCAGUCAAAUUAAUCCAAAAACAAGCGUGUUUGAACAGGCUGAGAGGUAACAGGGGUAGGAUUUUAAUUAUCACCAGCAUUUUCUCCUCCAGCCUGUAAUUACACAGGGGAUCAGUCUGAAGGUUUUUAUAGGUACUUUAGGACUGCAGAGUAUUUCCUUGUUGUGCAGGCCCAUGCUGGGAUCCUGCCAUCCAGAUGACUGAGACUGAAGUGUACAGUAAAUUUGCAGCCACACAUUUUUCUUAAAAAACAGCACUCAUCUCUCUCUCUCUCGCACACACAGUCAGAGGAGGUGUGAUGUGUAGGUUCAGUGUGCUGUUUUAGGAGCUGGAGGUAUCUUUCAGGAGCAGGGCUAAGUUGGGGAGAUGUGUCUGAAUCUUGCAACAAGCUUCAAGCAGCCUCCUUCGCACUUAUGGCUCAGAAAAGCAGUUCUCACUUUGCACUCUCGCACAUACAAGAGUCCUUCCCACUUAAAAUGCUUUGAUGUGCUUACACAAGGGAAGAUGUUGAUGUGAUGAGCUAAAUCUAAAGAUUGGUUUAAUUUCUUGGUCAGUCUGAAAUAAGUGAUAAAUAUUUUUUCUGUGUUUAUUAUUAAAGAUGACAGUUUUUGAAGCAAUGGUGGAAACUGCUUUAAAGGUCUCCAUCUCAUGGUCAGAAUAAUGAAAUAUAAGUCUAAAUGGUAAAAACAAAGCUGUAAAAGUUAUCAGAUUUUACAGAGUACAUCAGUCUAAAACUCUCUCAUAUAACAUAUUUUUUCCAUACAUUUCAGUUUACAAGGCAACCCUAUCUAAAAUAAUAAAAAUAAGUUAAAUUAACUGAUUUAAAAUAGAUCUGUUGAAAGAUUCAAGGUUUAAAUCAAAAUUAAUCUGCCAAUCUAUAUAGUUAUUCCCAGAUGAUGCUGUUUUUGUCACAUUUUCAAUUUCCCCUAUUAUUAUAAGAAUGUUUUUGUUUAAUUCUGGAUUUUGUUCAGUCUUAAACCAUGGAUAAUUUACUUUAUGUUUGGAUAUACAGUGCCCAUAAAAAGUAUUAACACCCUUUGAUUUUUUUUUUACCAUGUUAUUGAUUUUAUAAAUCUGUCAUGGUCAAUAUAAUUUGGCUUUUUGGACAUAAAAAAAUUACAAAAAAAAAACAAAAAACAAUUUAAUCCCAAGGUAAAAAACAGUCUUCUAAGAGUAAUGUGAACCGAAUAAAAAUGUGUGAUGCAUAAAUAUUCACCUUCUUUCAAGUAAGUAUUUAGUAGAUGCACCUUUGGCUGCAAUUAUAGCUCUGAGUCUGUGUGGAUAGGCAGACUCAGGCUGCUUAAGUUCUGUCAGGUUGCACAGAGAUCAGGCGUGAACACCCUCAACAUCUCUGGGGUAUGUUAAGUGCCUCUGAAUUUUUUUUUUCUAAUCCAUCCCCUGACUCAUACUUUUCAAUUACCUUUUCUCUGAGUU